AUGUAUCGACAGAUACUUAUUCAUGAGUCACAGCUACAUCUGCAACGAAUAUUGUGGCGCGAGAACUCGAAUUCGCCGGUCGGUACUUAUGAGUUGCUUACCGUUACUUACGGCACGGGCUCGGCGCCAUUUCUCGCGACGAGAUGCUUUCAACAUUUGGCACAAAAACAUGCCCUCGAUUAUCCUGCGGGGGCACAAUGCGUUCUUCGGGAUUUUUAUGUGGAUGACUUACUCGCGGGCGCCAAUACAUUGUCCGAAGCAGGGCGCAUUCGUGACGAGGUGAUAGCCUUAUUAAGCGCGGACAGUUUGAACUCGGCAAAUGGUCAUCGAAUUGCCGAGAAUUGUUACAGGGCAUUAGACACAACGAGUGCGGAGGUAUCAUUAGGCGAUGAAGCGAGCUCGAAAAUAUUGGGAGUCGCAUGGGAUCCGUCCAGCGACGGAUUUCGCUUCGGAUACAAUUGCGGCGCACCGACAGGUAGCAUAACGAAGCGGACGAUCUUGUCGGAAAUCGCGAGUCUCUUCGACCCUUUGGGUUUAUUAGGGCCACUGACAGUUGUGGCAAAAAUGAUCAUGCAAGAUACGUGGCAGGCUCGCGUCGGGGGGGACAAAUCGUUGCCGCAAGAUUUGCAUCAGCGAUGGCUGAACGUAAAACAACAAUUGACGCGCCUUCGCGAAUUGCGUGUGCCGCGUUUUGUCGGAUUUCGGGCGGACGCGCACAGAUCACAAGUACACGGCUUUUGUGACGCGAGCGAGCGUGCAUACGGCGCGUGCGUAUACAUAAGAACGCGCGAUUCCGACGGAUACCGGGUGGAACUUUUAAUUUCCAAAUCACGAAUAACACCAAUUAGAGCAGUUUCGUUACCGCGGCUAGAAUUGAAUGCCGCGUUAUUGCUAUCACAUUUAAUCGAGAAGAUUCGCGCAUCGGUUGAUUUAUCGAAAUCAGAGAUAAUUUUAUGGACGGAUUCCACAAUUACUAUACAAUGGAUAUCGUCGCCGUCGCGUAAAUGGAACGCUUUCGUGGCCAAUCGCGUCGGUGAAAUUCAGUGCCUUACCAGGAGAUCGAGUUGGCGGCACGUGCCGUCCGCUCACAAUCCCGCGGAUAUAUUAUCGCGCGGCGUCGACCUGGCGGGCUUAAUGCAAUCGACAAUUUGGUGGAACGGACCUGCAUUCCUGCAGUUAACUGAGGAACAUUGGCGGUCAAAUUAUGUGUCGACUUGUCGGGCGAGUUACCGGAACAAAAAAAAGUAA
Messenger RNA from Nylanderia fulva, 1248 nucleotides. The record is from RefSeq and is a predicted model, not a curated record. Lineage: Eukaryota; Metazoa; Arthropoda; Insecta; Hymenoptera; Formicidae.